CAAAAGAUUUGCAGUCUSACUUUAAUCCAAGAUGGCGGCCAGAAGUCGAAGUUUUGUAGCGAUACAGAGAGCGUUAAAAAAGCAAUCUUUAGGCGGAAAACAAGGUCGAUUUGCUGUAAACCGAACGUUACUCAAUCUAAAAAGAUGUGAAGUCAGCUUAGGGGAUGAUGUUCAGUCGAUAGAUGUGAAUUUGGCAAGUUCUGUUAGUGCAAAACACAAUUAUGGACUGAAGAAAUUUCUAUAUGAGGAAGUACCCAGAUUAAAAUUCAAGAACCCCCAUGUUCCUAUAGCAAGAAAUAAAACCGACUCAAAAGAGUCUGAAGUGGUUAUAAAAUUUGCUGAUGGGAGAGAAGAAAAGAUUCCAACAUUGGAGAAAACACCAUCUGAAAUCAUGAAUGAACUUAUUAAUACAAUUAAUCCUAUAUCAAGUGAAGAUACUGAAAAUUUACAAGAAAAACAGGAAAACUAAAUUCUUGUUUCAUAUGUAUAUAAUUAUAUGCUGUACUGUAGGUAUGGCCAGGUAAAACUGGGAUAAAUAUAGCAUUUAUUGUUGUAUAUAGCCUAAUUUAGCCUGGCUCUAAGUAGAGGAGUAGAGGGAGUUGAUCUCUCUACUCACUUUGGCUGAACCACAAAAGGUGACUUUAUGGAAAUAAAUUACUUCUUUGGUUUUUA
This is a messenger RNA of Exaiptasia diaphana, 672 nucleotides long. Its product is annotated as probable 28S ribosomal protein S25, mitochondrial. The transcript has 3 exons. Gene Ontology annotation, cellular component: mitochondrion. NCBI's taxonomy places the organism in Eukaryota, Metazoa, Cnidaria, Anthozoa, Actiniaria, Aiptasiidae. The record is from RefSeq and is a predicted model, not a curated record. The coding region runs from base 32 to 469 and encodes 145 amino acids. Gene Ontology annotation, molecular function: structural constituent of ribosome.